UCCUGUGGCUGCUUCCGGUUCUGUGGUGCUGGGUGCGCCCGCAGAUUUGAUAGUGGAGAUGGAAGGGAAGAAUCAGACUGUGCUGCUGAAUGACAAUGUCACCAUCCCCUGCAAGGUCCCUGGUUCCACACCCCUGAACAUCAAGGGUAUGGGUGUUAUCUGGUAUCGGAAGCAUCAGGCAGAUGAAACAGAGCACAAGGUGUUUGAAAUGUAUGGAAACCAUCAAAAGGCAUUCAGACCCGGAGCCAGCGUGUCUCCAGCGGGGCUAGAGAAGGGGGACGCCUCACUGCACCUUUCUGGAGUCCAGCUGAGGGACGCAGGAGAGUACCGAUGUGAGGUGGUGGUCACCCCCGAGAAGGCCCAGGGAACAGUCGUUCUAAAGGUUUUGGCUUUCGCAAAGUGCACCUUGUUUCGAGAACAAGCCACGGCGAAAGAUGAUGGUGACAAAUAUAUUUUGUGUAAGGCAAGUGGGUUCUACCCAAAGGACAUUAACAUAACCUGGCAUAUAUGGACACAGGAGAAUCCCCAGGGCCAGAAGAUUUCUGAAGGCAUCACCAAUGGUCCAGCCAUCAAGAAUGAGGACGGCACAUUUAAUAAAACCAGCCAUUUGAGGUUGGAACACAAUGUGGUCACCUGCCAAUGUGUGAUAAGACACAUAUCCUUGCCCACCUCCUGCAAGUCGAACUUUUUCCCGUCUCGGAUAGGAUCUGAGAUGGGAAAUACCUGGGGGACUACCGAUACUUGUAUUACUGUUGGCUUUAUUGGAGCAGGCAUUUUAAUGGGACUGAUUGUAUGUUGGAUAAGGAAGAAAAAAUUGGUUUCGUUAUUCGUUGGGGCGAUCCGUGCACUUAGCUCCUGGACUGCAGGUCUCCUUGGGCAGCAGGAGCAGCGCUACGGACUGAGAAGUGGUGUAAAACUUCUGCAUGGAGUGAAAGAAAAUGGCCCGAACCUAACAGACAGCUUGCAAAUCACGGUUGGGAAAGCGCCUGCAAACAGCUGACCACUAAGCUGCCCGGAAAAGCGCCCCCUUUACCAGUGGGGUGAAGAAGCCCCAUCACUACAGGCCCUGGACCAUUGCACUUGGAGAAAUCCCUCAGAUACCAGAAAGCUACCGGGCUUCUGAUCCGGAAGCUGCCUUUCCAGAGACAUUAGAUCAGCAACAGUUUUUCACAGAGGAAGAACUGAAAGAAUAUGAAAAUCUUAUCUCCUUACAA
Molecule: messenger RNA, 1214 nt
Organism: Myotis brandtii (Brandt's bat)
Lineage: Eukaryota; Metazoa; Chordata; Mammalia; Chiroptera; Vespertilionidae
Product: natural cytotoxicity triggering receptor 3 ligand 1
Exons: 6
Coding region: 59-1000 (313 amino acids)
Biological process (GO): immune response; positive regulation of T cell proliferation; cell surface receptor signaling pathway
Cellular component (GO): external side of plasma membrane
Source: RefSeq, a predicted model, not a curated record